CCUGUCAGCGCGGGAGGGAGGGGCCGGGGCGGGCUCCGGCGGGGAGCACGGCCGGGGCGCGGGCCCCCGGAGCGAGCGGCCGGGAUGCGGUGCGGGAAGAUGGCGGCGCCGCCGCCGCCGCCACCAGCCGGGGCGCCAGGCGCUUGGGGGGGCGUGCGGCGGCGCUGCCAGCGGCUGCUCUACUGGGUGCCGGUGCUCUUCAUCUCCAGCAUCCUCUGCUGGUCCUACUACGCCUAUGUCACCCAGCUCUGCCUGCUGACAAUGAAAAAUAUUGGAGAAAAAGUUGUGUGCCUGGUUGCGUACCACAUAUUUUUCGUGCUGUUCGUCUGGUCAUAUUGGAAAACAAUCUUUACGCUACCAAUGAACCCUUCAAAAGAAUUUCAUCUGUCAUAUUCAGACAAGGAAUCCCUAGAGAGGGAGCCUAGAGGUGAAUCCCAGCAAGAAGUCUUAAGACGAGCAGCCAAGGAUCUUCCUAUCUACACACGGACAAUGUCUGGAGCAAUCAGAUACUGUGACAGAUGCCACCUUGUAAAACCAGAUCGUUGCCAUCACUGCUCUGUAUGCGACAAAUGCAUUUUGAAAAUGGAUCAUCAUUGCCCAUGGGUGAACAACUGUGUAGGAUUCUCCAAUUACAAAUUUUUUCUUCUCUUCUUGGCUUACUCUCUACUGUAUUGCCUUUUCAUUGCUGCAACGGAUUUACAGUAUUUUAUCAAGUUUUGGACGAAUGGCCUUCCUGAUACUCAAGCCAAGUUCCACAUCAUGUUUUUAUUCUUUGCUGCAGCUAUGUUUUCUGUCAGUCUGUCUUCUCUCUUUGGAUAUCACUGUUGGCUUGUCAGCAAGAAUAAGUCUACAUUAGAGGUAUUCAGAGCUCCCAUAUUUCGUCAUAGAACAGACAAGAACGGCUUUAGCCUGGGUUUCAGCAAAAACUUAAGGCAGGUGUUUGGUGAUGAGAAGAAAUACUGGUUGCUGCCAGUGUUUUCAAGUCUAGGGGAUGGUUGCUCCUUCCCAACUUGCCUUGUUAAUCAGGAUCCUGAGCAAGCUUCCACACCUGGUGGUCUUAAUUCAACAUCCAAAAAUGAGAACCACCUGUUUCCUGCAAAGCCGUUGCGUGAUUCCCAGAGCCACCUUCUUACGGAUACAUCAUCUUGGUCAGAAACUAGUGCGAAGGCUGAAAAUGGCAAAGUUGGUAUGAGCAAUCCUGCACUAACCAUGGAAAAUGAAACCUAGUUUCCCUUAAAAUAAACACCUGAUUAUGUAAGGAAAGUUCAAGAAAAAGCUGUUGUUGGAAGGAAGAUGCGUUCUUCCAAGUAUCAGCCCUGCUGGCCGGCUGCUCCUGUGUGGAUGUGCUCAGAAAACAGACUGACAGAUGAUUAGCUGUCUCCAUGUCACUGCUUGAACCAUGAAACUAAACAUAGUAUUUCUGAACCAUAUAAAGAAUGUUUCAGCUUAAAAUUACUGGGUUUGAAUGGCAAAGGAUGAUUCUGAGUAUUAGGAAAUGAAGGGAAAAAAAAAAAGGCAUCUGAGUUUACUAUUGUAAAAAUUCAAUGGCUUGUUUUACUUGGAUAUUCAGCACAAGAAAAAUGUGACCUCCUUACAUAUCACUCCGUGUUCUUGCCUUGGUUUUGGAAAUUCACCCGUUAAUUCACAUUGCUGUAAGUAGUUAACUUUAAAAUCAAAUCGUUGUGCUACUGGCUUUAUGAAUUGGGAGAACAGCCAGUGCUGAUUACAAAUAAUUUAGUGGUUUGGUGGACUGUAUUUUGUUUUGAGCCCUUGAUAAGCAAUUUUUGAAGUUGAGGAGACCCAAGUGAAGUGUCUAUUUUUGGAUCAUUUUUGGAAAACAUUAUUGCAAGAGCUCCAUUUUCCCUCAGAUCUGUACUAUCAGUAUUUUGAAAAGUUGCAGAGGGAGGAAAACACUCCUUUGUUAACUGAAUGCUACAGUGGGUCACUGGUAAAUGGAGCGAUAAAAAGCCUGCGUUCAGAUGGCCCAUACUUAAAUGAAGCUGGCCAGCUGGGGGUUUUGGUGGGAGCUGGACAGGACAGUGCUAUGAAAUGGGGAUUUUAUUGUCCUGUUUGGAGCCAUUAUCCCCUUUGGGAAAUUAAUGUUGGCACUUUGAUCCAAAAUGCUUUUUACCAACCUGUGUUCCUGAGGGCCACUGUCUUUCAAGAUCCUAGUUUCUUAUUAAUCAAUAGUUGUCUCGGAUUUCUUUUUUUCACUUAUUCUGUAAGCCACUACCUUUCUUACUGCAUAAUUUAACAGAUAUCAUGUACAGUCAAGGAGACUUACUGCUAUGACUUGUGAUAUUUGCAUUUACAGAACUACGAACAUUUGAUUGCAAUACCAAAAAGCCAAGCUGCUGCAUGUAGGAAACCCCCUUCAGUUAAGUUAGGAACUAGCAGCUUUCUUAGGAUCAGAGUGUACCAGGCAGAUAAUAAAAGAUGCUUUAUCAUCUUUCAAAGUCAAGGAAGUUUCAGCAACAUAAAUCUACUUGUCUUGUGCCUUUUGUAUACACUACAUUGAUGGUAUCAGUGUUUACAUUUAAAUGCAAAUUGUUAUUCUGAGAACAAUUGUAGGAGGAACUUAGUGAUCUUUUCUAGGUGGCUAGAUAAAAAGACUAGUCAAAAAAAAAAAGUUAAAACCUCUCAGAUUAAGCUCAGUUCAGCUGAAGCAGAAAAGUACUUCUGUUGUCAAACCUCAGUCACUUAGCAGGUUUGUUCACAGCAUAAGGAUGCCAGUCGUCUAGAAAACUGGCAGCAGGACUGACAGAUUUCUGAACGCAAAAAAUCUUAUCAGUAACUUUUCUACAGGCAGGUAACUUCAAAAUUUGUCUUUCCUGGGUAUACAACUUCAGUGAGAGCUGGUGGAGCACAAAUGUGGCUUUUUUUUUUCUAAUGAGGAAAAAUGCAUUUGUUUUACUCCCUUUUUUUUUUUUUUUUCCCAAAAUGUUACCAGCCUGAAAACAUCUGUUUCUUGCCAGAAGUGCCAGAGUAUGGAUCCCUUGAUGUAGAACACUUUUUUUUAAAACUAGCAUGGAGGUAGCAUUCGGUUUACAUGAUGCCUGCAGACAUCUAGCAACCAAAAGUUUUUGCAGCUAUUUCUUCAGUGUUGUUCUGUCAGCUUACCUCAUAUUAGCAUUUGUGUAAAGGCUAACUUGUCAAGGGAUAAGGGGGAGAGGGAAAAUAUAUUUUUUAACGCUUCCAAGUUCUCUAUCUGUAUAGUCUUGGGUUUUGUUUUUUUGGGGUUUUUUUACACAGUCACAGGGUAGUUUGUCAUGGAGCCGGCAUUUGAAAAUACUGAGUAAAAAGUUGAAAUUCA
This is a messenger RNA of Columba livia (rock pigeon), 3313 nucleotides long. It is a transcript of the gene ZDHHC2, whose product is annotated as zinc finger DHHC-type palmitoyltransferase 2. The coding region runs from base 85 to 1227 and encodes 380 amino acids. The transcript is spliced from 13 exons. Gene Ontology annotation, molecular function: palmitoyltransferase activity. The record is from RefSeq and is a predicted model, not a curated record. Lineage: Eukaryota; Metazoa; Chordata; Aves; Columbiformes; Columbidae.